Prorocentrum cordatum is the source of this 1116-nucleotide messenger RNA. The record is from the annotation of a GenBank genome assembly. NCBI's taxonomy places the organism in Eukaryota, Dinophyceae, Prorocentrales, Prorocentraceae.
AUGGUCUCGGGCCUUCGCCGGGCGCCUCUGCAGGGCCGGCAAUCUCUGGGCACCAGCACGGCGGACGGCCUGCGUGAGUGGUUCGUGUCACGCGAGGUGGUGCUCCUGCAGCUACGAUGGGCCACAUUACCACAAGUUGAGCGGGAUCGAGCCUUGGCUUCGCUGGGCGUCACACUUGGCGAAGACCUCCCUGGCUUGCCCAAGUGCCAGCUGCCGUUCACGCAGGUGCCGCCGCAGUUGCUGGCGGAGCGCCGCGUGGUUCUCAAGCGCGGGGUGGCCCACGUGCCGGCCCACGAGACGUGCGCUCUGGCGUCCUACCUCUUUGAUCGGAGCUUGCGGGACUCGAUGCAGAAGGGCGCCUUCAUGAUGCAGAGCGAGCAGCACCGGCUCCAGCUGGAGAGCGUCCGGCCGCUUCUGGACCGGCUGGGGAGACACGCGGACGCCUGCGUCUCUAGGCGCCCGGCGCGCGCGGCCACGGGGCCCGAUGACGUUGGAUUGUCCCUGACGAAUUUUAAUCAGAUGCUCAGGUCGUUCCCUCCGUGCAUGCUGCACAUGGUCCUCCAUCAGCGCGGGGGGCAGCGCUUGAAGUUCCAGGGUUUGCUGCAGCUGCGGCCCUUCUUGCGCAGGGCAGGACUGGACCUCCCCAGUGCGCUGCGGUGGUGGGAGAUGGAACUACGUCGGGACAUGCACGUCACCAAGGAGGUGUUCGAGAAAGACCACCGGUACCAGAUAGAGCACGCCUAUGGAGCUUGUGGACACGGGGGCGGCGCGCAUCCGUUCGGUUGCGCGCGCAUCCAGGGUUUUCCGGCCCCUCGGGCCGGCCAAGUGCACGGCUGCCCAUUUCAGCGCGGUCACGAGGGCCAAUACGACCUCGCCGCCUUGCUCGGCCAUUGGGGUUUGGAGCCGCAGGGCGUCGACGUAGUAGUCCGCGCGGCGCGAGACGGGCCCCCCUCUCGCGCCUGCGCUGAGUUUUUCCGGGCGACGCAUCCGUGGACUGGCUGGGGUCAACACGGUCCCGUCGGCCACCCGAACACGUACCUUCGCAGGAGCAUGGCCGCUUUGGCAACUCGCUGUGAGCGCGCCGCUUUUGCGGCUCCUGCCGCGGUCGCGCCCUGA